CGCCGCCCCGGGAUGAGUGGGUGAACUUUGUCACAAAUAUCAGAGAGCUGCUUAAGACUGUGCUCCUCGGGAACAGAUGCCCACUGCACCGCGGGCUCUGCAACAAUGUACAUCUGGUUCACCGCGCUGGCCGGCCUGGCUCUGCUGUCCUGGUCGUUCCUCCGGACACAUUUCCCUCACUUAGGCGAGGAUUGCGCGUACGUCCUGCGGACCCUGAAACUCGGCUUUAGGCUCUUGACAUACAAGAAAUGCAAACCUUUCUACAGCGUCUUGGACUGCUUCUUGGACGCAGCGAAGAGGCAUCCCAGUAAGAUCUUGCUGCACUUUGAAGGACGGGAGUACACUUAUGGAGAAGUGGAUAAACAGAGCAACAAGGUGGCCCGGGCUCUGCAGGCUGAAGCCCGGCUGAAGGAGGGGGAUGCGGUCGCCUUGUUUUUGGCCAACGAGCCAAGUUUUGUGUGGACCUGGCUCGGUUUGGCCAAGCUGGGUUGUCCGGCUGCUCUGCUCAACUUUAACAUCAGAUCCAAGUCUCUGCUGCACUGUUUCUCCUGCUGCGGGGCCAAAGUGAUCAUCGCCUCUCAAGAGCUGCAGGAUGCUGUGGAGGAGGUUCUACCGACGCUGAGAGAGCAAGGUAUCAGUGUGUUCCUCCUGUCAGAGACCUGCAACAUCCAGGGCAUCAAUUCUUUGUCUGACAAGAUCUCCCAGGCCUCAGAUCAGCCAAUGUCCCAGGACCUAAGAGCCAACAUCAACAUCAGGAGCACCGCUUUGUACAUCUAUACUUCGGGCACCACAGGCUUGCCUAAAGCAGCCGUUGUCACCCAUGAGAGGGUUUGGGCCGCCUCCUUCAUCCAGGCGGCAUGUGGAGUCACAUCAGAUGACAUCUUCUACAUCAAUCUGCCUCUCUAUCACAGUGCAGGCUUCCUCAUCGGGCUGAUCGGAGGCAUGGAGAGAGGUUUAACCAUUGUUCUGAGGAGAAAGUUCUCCGCCUCUCAGUUCUGGGUCGACUGCAGGAAGUACAAUGUGACAGUGAUGCAGUACAUCGGCGAAACAAUGCGCUACCUCUGCAACACCCCCAGGAACGACAAUGAGAAGAACCACAGAGUGAGGGUCGCCAUCGGCAACGGAGUCCGAACAGACGUUUGGUCUGAGUUUCUGGAUCGCUUCGGGGACAUUAAAGUCAGAGAGUUGUACGCUGCCACGGAGGGAAACAUCGGCUUCAUCAACUACACGUCCAAAAUCGGUGCAGUGGGGAGAGUCAACUUUGUCCACAAGUUUUUCUUCCCGUACACUUUGAUAAAGUUUGACACUGAGAAGGAAGAGCCUGUCAGAAACUCUGAGGGUCUGUGCAUCGAGGCAGCCACAGGUGAGACGGGACUUUUGGUUGGAAGGGUUACUCGGAGGUCGCCCUUUGUUGGCUACGCUGGUAACCAGCAACAGACUGAGAAGAAGAGACUUCGUGACGUGAUGAAAAAAGGCGACCUGUACUUCAACACCGGAGAUUUACUUCGGUUUGAUGACAUGAAAUUUGUGUACUUUCAGGAUCGAGUUGGUGACACUUUCAGAUGGAAAGGAGAAAACGUUGCCACAUCGGAGGUUGCAGACAUUCUCACAAUGGCUAACAGCAUUUCUGAGGCAAAUGUCUACGGUGUUAAAGUUGAAGGUCACGAGGGUCGGAUCGGUAUGGCAGCUCUCACUCUGAAAGAAGGAGAAGAUUUUGACUGUUUGCACGCCUACAAGCAGGUCGUCAACUACCUCCCAGCGUACGCAAGACCUCGAUUCAUCAGGAUUCAGCCUUGCCUGGAGAUGACGGGGACAUUCAAGAUGAAGAAAGUGAAGUUGGUGGAGGAGGGAUUCAAUCCGGCUCACAUCGAAGAUCCUUUAUACUUUUUAGAUUCUGAGAAAAAGAUGUACGUUCCCCUGACCGAGGACAUCUACAGAGCGAUCGCCUGUCGGGAGAUAAAACUCUAACACAGAAACUUUAAAGUAGCCAGUAUUGAACCAGACUUUGUUUUCAAAGAUGGAAAGGCUCAUUAUUGGACAUUUUUAUCAGUCAACUUAUCUCAGGGACGGACUGACUUUGAAACAUUGCACCAUGUUUUAACCCUCCUGUUGUCUUUUAUCCUUGGGGGGUCAAUUUGACUGCAGCAGUUUAAACCUCCAAUUCAGUUUAUUUUUCAAUUCAGUUUAUUUUGUAUAGCCCAGAAUCACAAAUUACAAAUUUGCCUCAGAGGGCUUUACAAUCUGUGCACAUGCGACAUCCUCUGUCCUUCCCUCACAUCGGCACAGGAAAAACUCCCCUAAAAAACCCCUUUAACAGGGAGAAAAAAGGAAGAAACCUAUGGGAGAACGACAGAGGAGGGAUCCUUCUCCCAGGAUGGACAGAAUGCAAUAGAUGUCAUGUGUACAGAAUGAGCAGCAUAACAGUUCUUAGAUACAACACAUUCAAUGUAUAUGACAUAAAUGAUUCAUAUAAUAAGACUACUUAUAAUAACAAAAAAAAGACCUCCAGAAAUGAUUACAAUUAAAGUUAUUACCCAACUUUAUGUGUCAGGUACUUUGUGAUAAAACAUGACUCCAGAAUCUUUUUCUGGUGUUUGUGAAGCAACAGGAGGGGCAACUUCAUUGGUUUCAUUCUCAGAGGAGAAUCAGGGUCCUUCUCAACAUUAUCCUCAGUUUCAGACUCAUUCUCCUCUAAGUCACUUUCACUGUCAGAAAGCUGUGACUAAACAUAACUGGCACAAAAUGGGACGUAUCAGGGGUUUCCACAUUACUACAGGAAUGUGUUAUGGCAGGUGAGGCCCCUAAAGAUUGAAACAUUGUAUAGUGACCUCAAUAUCAACUAAAACAAUGUCUUAUUUGAAUUUAUACUGGGGAACACUGAUCCAUACUAAAUGUGUGAAGGACAUCAAAAACAUAUGUUCAUUUUAUGUUUAACAGUUGUCCCCAUUAGAUUAGAAAAAGUAAUUAAAAUGAAUCAAUAACAAUGUGUUGUAAAGCUGUCUUUUAGAGACGUUAAUCAUUCAGAUCGACCCCAAAGAUAAUAGUAGGGGGUUGAAAGACUAGUUAUACUACUAACACAACUACCAUGCAUCUCUAAAUUUUUUGUAAAUGUAUUCCUUAAUGCUGACUGUAUUUGAUAUACAGGUAUGCCACUGUUGUACUUUUAAUAAUAAAACUCUGGUUGUCUUUUUUUC
Molecule: messenger RNA, 3194 nt
Organism: Anoplopoma fimbria (sablefish)
Lineage: Eukaryota; Metazoa; Chordata; Actinopteri; Perciformes; Anoplopomatidae
Product: hsFATP2a_ACSVL_like domain-containing protein
Exons: 10
Coding region: 106-1968 (620 amino acids)
Molecular function (GO): long-chain fatty acid-CoA ligase activity; long-chain fatty acid transmembrane transporter activity
Source: RefSeq, a predicted model, not a curated record